This is a messenger RNA of Cricetulus griseus (Chinese hamster), 2548 nucleotides long. The record is from RefSeq and is a predicted model, not a curated record. Lineage: Eukaryota; Metazoa; Chordata; Mammalia; Rodentia; Cricetidae.
UGGGUCGGGUCGCCUUCCGGGCUGCACGAGGUUAGCGGGGAGACCCUUGGGGGCGCUGUGCAGCCGCCUGCUGGUGGCGCCUCAUCUCUGGGUCCUGCACCCAAGGAGCAAUUCCUUUCCGCCCUGGUGGUGGGAAACCUAUCAGUCCUACUGUGGCCCUGCGAGGCUCUGGCCACUGUCCGGAGGGGCGUUGUGUCUGUCCAGUGAGACCCUCCAAAGGUCCUUUCUAGGAUGAAUGUGAUUUGGAGAAACUGUAUUUGUCGUCUGCGGCAAGGAAAGGUGCCACACAGAUACCAGAGUGGUGUCCACCCAGUGGCCCCUCUGGGGUCAAGGAUUUUAACUGAUCCAGCCAAAGUUUUUGAGCACAACAUGUGGGACCACAUGCAGUGGUCUAAAGAAGAAGAAGCAGCAGCUAGAAAAAAAGUAGAGGAAAACUCAACCACACGAGUUGCUCCAGAAGAACAAGUUAAGUUUGAAAAUGAUGCUAACAAAUACUGGGACACAUUUUACCAGACUCAUAAGAAUAAGUUUUUCAAGGAUCGUAACUGGCUGUUGAGGGAAUUUCCUGAAAUUCUUCCAGUUGAUCAAAACACUAAAGAGAAAAUGGAAGAAUCAUCCUGGGAUCAAGUCAGAAGCAACUUCUCAAGAAUGCAGGGAACAGAAACCCAUUGUAGAAAGAGCUGUGUCUCGUCAGACCCACUGAGCAAAGGAAGGUCUAACUUUUCCAACCUGAACUCGGAAGAACACAACACAGGGCUUGGAAAGACAGAGCACUUUCCUGGUAGCAAUGCCACUUUCCGAAUACUGGAGGUUGGCUGCGGUGCUGGAAAUAGUGUUUUUCCAAUCCUGAACACCUUGCAGAACAUUCCAGGAUCCUUUCUUUAUUGCUGUGAUUUUGCCCCUGAAGCUGUGGAGCUUGUAAAGUCACAUGCGUCCUACAGUGAGGCCCACUGUUCUGCCUUUGUUCACGAUGUGUGCGAUGACGGCUUAGCCUACCCUUUUCCAGAUGGGAUCCUAGAUGUCAUUCUCCUUGUCUUUGUGCUCUCUUCUAUUCACCCUGACAGGAUGCAAGCUGUUGUCCACCGACUGUCCAGGUUGCUGAAGCCUGGAGGAAUGUUAUUAUUUCGGGAUCAUGGAAGAUAUGAUAAUGCUCAGCUUCGCUUUAAGAAAGGGCGUUGUUUAUCUGAAAAUUUUUAUGUCCGAGGAGAUGGUACCAGAGCCUAUUUCUUUACAAAAGGGGAAAUCCACCAUAUGUUCUGUGAGGCCGGAUUACAUGAAAAGCAAAAUCUGGUUGAUCAUCGCUUGCAAGUUAACAGGAAAAAACAAGUGGCAAUGCACCGAGUGUGGGUUCAAGGAAAAUUCCAGAAACCAUUGCACUGGACUCAAAGGAGCUGAAAUUAGCAAUCUCCUUUCUCACAACAGAGCUAUGUAUCAUGUUAAGGUAUGAAACCAAGGUGUGAUGUUGUUCAAAGUCUUCUUUCCAAAGACAGCAAGAAGAAGAGCAUCCGUGGCCCUGCUGCUCUGCUGUCUGAGCUCCUUGGACAUUUUAAGUAUACGGAAGUGACUUGAAAGAUCAUCCCACCCACCCUCUGUGUUUUCAGAACUUGAAAUAUGUUUGUUUGGUUUUGUUUCAUCUAACCAUGUUCCCUUGAAUUUUAUGGUUUUGAAUUAAAUUACUGAUAGUUUUGAGAAAUGUAACCUGUCCAUUUUUUUAGAAAUAAGAAAAACUAUCUACUUUACUAUUGGGCAUAGGAAGGCAUUCCCAAACAGUGGAACUGCUCUCUCUCAUCACGCAGUAGCAGAGGCUCAGCGUGCCUUGUUUUAGGGGAACUUACAAGCCCAGGAUGAAGGUUUAUUGGGGUUUUUUAUUUGUUUUUUGUGGGAGGGUUGUUGGUUUUGUUUGGUUUGAUUUUCAAAACAGGGUUUCUCUGUGUAGCUCUGGCUGUCCUGGAACUUGCUCUGUAGACCAGGCUAGCCUUGAACUCACAGAGAUCUUCCUGCCUGUACCUCUCCAGUGCUAAGAUUAAAGGUGCGAGCCACCACCACCCAGCUAAAAAGUUUAUUGUUUUUGUUUCAUUCUAAUCUAUUUUCUCCAACCCCCCUUUUCUAUCCCCUCCCUUUCCUAAUGUCUGAAAUAUAAUUUUAGUUUCUCUUCCUUUCCAAAAAUGGGGAACUGUGGCCUUUGUUAAAUCCCUUUCUGGCUAUUCUUAAAUGUGCAGAUCAUCAGGCUGUAGUGGUUGGUUUUCAUGCCAACUUGACAUAGGCUACACUCUCCUGGGAAGGCAGAUUGUCAGCUGCCUGUGAGUAUUAAUUACGUUAAUUGAUGUGGGAAGAUCUGCCUACUGUGGGCAGUACCAUUCCCUGGGUUUUAGAUCCUGAACUGAGUAGGAAGUGAAAAACUGAGCUGAGCCCUGGCAUGUCUGUGCUCAUUCUCUCUCUGCUCUUGACUAUGUAUGUGACCAGCUCCUUCGUGUUCCUGACUUCCCUGCUGUAACCUGGUGGACUGUAAUCUGAACUUGUGAGCUAAAAUAAACCCAUUCUCCCCUAA